Messenger RNA from Vidua macroura (Pin-tailed whydah), 1972 nucleotides. It is a transcript of the gene VTI1A, whose product is annotated as vesicle transport through interaction with t-SNAREs 1A. Gene Ontology annotation, biological process: intra-Golgi vesicle-mediated transport; intracellular protein transport; vesicle fusion with Golgi apparatus. Gene Ontology annotation, cellular component: endoplasmic reticulum membrane; SNARE complex; late endosome membrane. The record is from RefSeq and is a predicted model, not a curated record. Bases 271 to 945 code for a protein of 224 amino acids. Gene Ontology annotation, molecular function: SNAP receptor activity; SNARE binding. NCBI's taxonomy places the organism in Eukaryota, Metazoa, Chordata, Aves, Passeriformes, Viduidae. The transcript has 9 exons.
GGGGCGUGAGGGGCUGCGGGGCGGGAGUGACCCGUCGCUGCCGCCUCUCAUCGGUGCCUGCGGUGCGGCGCGAUCCCGCUCGCCAAGGCCGCCCAGGGUUGUCGGGACGGCCGAGAGGGGCUGGGCAGUGCCGGUUAAAUCACCUGAGUUUCGCCGGAACGCGUGGCGAGGCGCCCGGGAGCGGGGUGGGGGACGCGUUUUGGGGCGGCAGAACGCGGAAGCGCCGCGGUCCGGAGCGGCGCCCCCGGCACCGGCAGCGCGAUCGCCGCGAUGUCCUCCGACUUCGAGAGCUACGAGCAGGACUUCGCCGUGCUCACGGCAGAGAUCACGGGCCGCAUCGGGAAGGUGCCGAAGCUGGUAGGAGAUGAGAAGAAGCAGAUGGUUGCAAAUGUUGAGAAACAGCUCGAAGAAGCAAGGGAACUGCUUGAGCAGAUGGAACUUGAAGUUCGAGAGAUCCCACCUCAAAGCCGAGGGAUGUACAGCAGUCGAAUGAGAAGCUACAAACAAGAAAUGGGAAAACUUGAAGCUGAUUUCAAAAGGUCACGAAUCGCCUACAGUGAUGAGGUGCGGAAUGAACUCCUAGGGGAUGACGGGAAUUCCUCAGAGAACCAGUUGAUAAAAUUACGUGAAGAGAGGGCACAUCUGCUCGAUAACACAGAGAGGCUGGAAAGGUCAUCUCGGAGACUAGAGGCUGGAUACCAAAUAGCAGUGGAAACCGAGCAGAUUGGACAGGAGAUGCUUGAAAACCUCAGCCAUGACAGAGAGAAGAUCCAGCGUGCUCGGGAAAGGCUUAGAGAAACAGAUGCAAACCUGGGGAAGAGUUCCAGGAUUUUGACGGGAAUGUUGCGAAGGAUCAUCCAAAACCGGAUUUUGAUCGUUGUUCUGGCAGUCAUCAUCAUCUUCACCACCAUGAUGGCUAUUUAUUUUUCUGUCAGAGGACGCUGAUAUCUUUGUUCUUCACUAAACAGCAACAAACUGCUUGUUCUGAGUAAUUAAGACAAAGUGGUCACAUGAAUCAUUCUCUUGCACUGACAGAGUCUCCCUCUCUUUUCCACUCUUCAACUCAGGUGCAAGUGGUGUAAAAUAUUUUGUAUUAUUAAUGGCAUAGUUGAUGGCAUGUGGGUCUAUUUUUUUCUUACAUAUUUGUCCUUAUCUGAGUGUUUUCAGGAUCUUAAUAUUUGUUGGAGUGAGGGCUUGUUCUGGUAUAAAAAGACUUAAUGUGUGUUGAAUUCACCCACAGACAAUUAGCCUGUAAGUUGCCAGAGUUUCAUGAGGGAAGAGGGGGUCUUUGCACUUUUCUUCUGCUGUGCAGGGUGUAUGAAUAUCAAGCAGUAUCUGACCUUCUGUGAUUUAGAAGAUAAGUAAAGCAAAGACCAAAUGAUGUAGAAAGUGAACCUGUCUCCUGUGACUAACUCCCAAUCAUGCAUUAUCGUAGUAGAUGUAACCUGGUUAAGAACAGUAGCUAGUUUUAAAAAGAGAGCAACCUUAGGAUGGUGUUUAAUAUAUGAUGUAAAUCCAAAACUCAAUUUAACAAUUUUUUUGUUUAAAGUUAGGCUUUCUUUUCUGCUUAUUCAAAGCAAUUCCACUUUCAUCAAGAUCAUGAAAAUGCAUCACUUACCUAAAAUGUAGUUGUGGCUACAGCCCAUCUGUUGAAUCUCUUUUAAAUCUUCCAGUGUUGAUAUAUGUACUGAUAAGCAUUACACACUAGGCCCUAAUAAAGAUAUUUAAAGAUACUUAUCUAUUUGUUGCUGAUUGAAAAGAGAUCUUAAGUAAUAGUUCAGCAACAAAUGCGUGAUUAUAGUGCAUUAAACAAUCUAGAUUUUUAAUACUGGCCUGGCUAUGUUGAGACUGCAUGUUGGAGUAUUUUGAGUGUAUUAAAUUCUGAUGUGAUAUUCCCCUUUUUAAAAAGAAACUGUAAAAAUGUUAAUUUAUAUAUGCUUUUAGUUGAUAUAAUAUAUCAUAGUUUCAUCUA